CAGAUUUCACAUAUAGGAAUAUAUAUUUUCUCGGUACAAUUUUUUUCCUUGUAACAGUAGACCUGAGAAUGAAAAGAUAAAGGGCGGAAGCUGUAGAUGGUGGUGGGGGUACAUGUGUGAAACAGAAGCAAAUGGGAUAAUGUUUGAACUCCUGGACCAGUUGUUGAGGGGGUGGGAUGUGUGUGUCCUGCCCUCUUACCAGGAAUCCAGGCUCUUGCUCUCUGGCUCUCCUCAGCCCAGGUUUUCUACUCACACUUGUGUAUGUGUGUGUGUUGGGGGGGAGAUAAGGCAAAAUGACAGCUGUGCGAGACCAUGAUUUUUUUUACUCCAUUAUCCUGCUUCCCGCUUCCACCCCCGCGCCCCAGAGCAUUUUUUAGAUUCCCCUUUGGAGCCUGUUGCUUAAUCAGCUACAAGGGCUACUGCCUCGUUGUGUGAGAAUCCCUUCUUAACCUGGCUCCUGCCUGUCCCAGAAGGGUGGGUCCGAGUUUAGGUUUGGGACUGUGGUGUUGCAGAGCACUCCCUGCUGUGUCCCAGUGCGGCGCAGACCCCCCGGGACCUCUUGCCCAGUCUCUGCUCGGCUGUGCUCACCCCAGCUGGGAAUUGGACUCAGGUGGAGGUGUUUGGGGUUCCCAGGCCUGGGUAAACACUCCAUGAAGGAAGGAGGAUCGAGAGCUGUCUUCUUGACAGUGGUGUGACGGGUUCCCGGGGACACAGACCUUUGAUCGUUUAUUGGAGUAGGAGUGUCAGCAAGUCAGAUGUAUGUUAAUGUGGUUAUACAGAACAGCAGGCAGCGGAUAAAAACCAUGACUGUUUGCUGUGCCCUCACCCAGGUACGCCUGCCUCCUGGUUCAGUUCCCAAGGCUCUGCCUACAUUCCUGGUAGUAAGAAAGUCAGAAAUAGCCACAGGGUUUUGUAGACUUUAGAUGCCCAGAAACCCACAUGCAUAAGCAAAUGCAAGGUGAGGGGACUCCACCUCUGAGUGUUUUGUGUGUGGUUUCUGGUGACUGGAGCUCUGCUUUCAGGGUUCACAAUGUCCCCUGAAUGCCUUGAUAGGAUUAUUUCCCUGUACAUCUCCGCUGCCCGUCCAUUCUUCUUUCUGUAAACCCAUCUCCUGGGGCAGAAGAAGGAGCUCUGGGUUUAUAGUAUGCUCAGAAUCCUGUGGCUGGGAUUAUUUUUUUGUACUUCUGCCUCACAAGGCCAUCUCUCCUGUAUUUCCUUCAGUGAUGCUUCCUUCCCACCAAGCUCCAGCAAGGGAAAGUUCCUUGCUCCCACUUGUGAAAACAUGAAUCAUUCCUCACCUUUCCUGUCCCCAACAGGCUCUGUGUCUGCAUUUUGUACGCUAAUAAUGUGGCAUUGCAUAAAUUAGGACUGUGGCAAAUCCCUCUAAAAGGAGACACAUUGUCUGUCUCAGGAAGAGAUGUGGUUCCUAGAAUAAGUUGGUGGCCAUAGAAGAGGCAAGGGAAAGGGGGCUGUUAAGAUGGGAACUGCUUGAGCUGUGUUGGGCCAAGGUCUUUGCAGCAGAAGUUGAGGUUGGCAAAGAGAACAAAACUCUGUGGUUGUGGUUCUUCCACCUAGUUGGUUUUCUGUGGAAGGUGAAUAGGCUGAGCCUGGGCAUGUUGAUGGGGUAUAUCAGGUCAAAGGGUUAGCUAAUCAUCUCAAGUAAAGGGAUGAGGAAAGGCCUGAACUGCUCAAAGCACAAGGUAGGCAGGAGAGUUGGAGAGGCUCAGGUAGACCAAAGGAGGUGGUGAUCACAUCAGCAGAAGUGUAUGGAGAUGAGCAAGGGGUGUUCCUAGGCAGGGUUCAGUUCAGCCAGACGUCUCCUCCCUGUCCCCUGUCCUGGGCCCCACCUAGGAGAAAUGGAGUCGCUUUCUCCUGGCAGUCUGUCUGUCCCUCACAGCCCUUGGGUCCUGUGCUUCACCACCACCACCGAGGUGUUGGAGUAGGGCUGGGUCAGAGGGAAACUCCUCACAGGGUUUAUUAUGCCUGACACUUCUGUGUCUCACAAGGUACUUGUGUCCCAGUGCCAGGCACUGUAAGGUACAAGAAGCAGUACUUCUUGGCAGUAGUGUGGCAUGAUCACACAAUGAAACCUUCUUAGAAGGGCUUUCCUGAACCCCUUCCUAGUCUCUGAGCAAAAAGGUGGGGAAGAGGUUCAAUCAUGCUUCACUCUAAUAGUGGGAACAUGGGAAAAACAUGCUUGAGGGUGUUUUGUUCCUGCAGUGUUUCUUGCUCAUGUUAUCCCUGGAAGUUCAGGAGAUCAGGAGAGGUGAUAGAAGCCAUGUAAAAAGUGAAGUAUUUAAAGAUUUAAAACUACUCAGCCUCUGGGUGAAGUGGGGAGGUCUCUUCUGCAGUGUUACAUGAUUCACUUCCUGUUUCUGCUCUGACACUGCUCUUUCUGUGCCUCUUUUCUUAGCACGACUGAACCAUGGAGCUUCGAGUGGGAAACAAAUAUCGGCUGGGCAGAAAGAUUGGCAGUGGUUCGUUUGGAGACAUUUACCUAGGAGCCAAUAUUGCGACUGGUGAAGAGGUGGCCAUCAAACUGGAAUGUGUCAAAACCAAGCAUCCCCAGCUUCACAUUGAAAGCAAGUUCUACAAGAUGAUGCAGGGAGGAGUGGGUAUUCCCUCCAUUAAGUGGUGUGGAGCAGAGGGGGACUACAAUGUGAUGGUGAUGGAACUCUUGGGGCCCAGCCUGGAAGAUCUCUUCAACUUCUGUUCCCGCAAAUUUAGUCUCAAGACAGUUCUGCUGCUGGCAGACCAGAUGAUCAGCCGUAUUGAGUACAUUCAUUCCAAGAACUUCAUCCAUCGGGAUGUGAAGCCAGACAACUUCCUUAUGGGCCUUGGCAAAAAGGGCAACCUAGUAUACAUCAUUGAUUUUGGUUUGGCCAAGAAGUACCGGGAUGCCCGGACCCACCAGCACAUCCCUUAUCGGGAAAACAAGAACCUGACUGGCACAGCCCGCUAUGCCUCUAUCAACACCCACCUGGGAAUUGAACAAAGUCGCCGUGAUGACCUGGAGAGCCUGGGGUAUGUGCUCAUGUAUUUCAACCUGGGCUCGCUGCCCUGGCAGGGCCUCAAGGCUGCCACCAAGCGCCAAAAGUACGAGAGGAUCAGCGAGAAAAAGAUGUCAACGCCCAUCGAGGUGCUCUGCAAAGGGUACCCUUCUGAGUUCUCGACAUACCUCAACUUCUGCCGUUCGCUGAGGUUUGAUGAUAAACCUGACUACUCGUACCUGCGGCAGCUCUUCCGCAACCUCUUCCACCGCCAAGGCUUCUCCUAUGACUACGUCUUUGACUGGAACAUGCUUAAAUUUGGAGCAGCCCGGAACCCUGAGGAUAUGGAUCGGGAGCGGCGAGAGCACGAGCGGGAGGAGAGGAUGGGGCAGCUCCGAGGGUCAGCCACACGAGCGCUGCCCCCUGGCCCACCUGCCGGAGCCACUGCCAACCGUCUCCGCAAUGUCACCGAGCCCAUGGCCUCCACCCCCACCUCCCGAAUCCAGCAGUCCGGCAACACGUCCCCCAGAGCAAUCUCAAGAGUGGACAGGGAGCGGAAGGUCAGCAUGAGGUUACACCGAGGAGCUCCUGCCAACGUCUCCUCAUCUGACCUCACAGGGCGGCAAGAAGUGUCACGGAUUUCAGCAUCACAGACAAGUGUGCCAUUUGAUCACCUUGGGAAGUGAGGAGCAAUUGCCACUGGACCAGUGUUUGCUUAGUGUCUUCACUGUAUUUUUCUUUUAAAAAACAAAAAACUCAAAAAACAAACAAAAACCU
Messenger RNA from Zonotrichia albicollis (white-throated sparrow), 3767 nucleotides. NCBI's taxonomy places the organism in Eukaryota, Metazoa, Chordata, Aves, Passeriformes, Passerellidae. The record is from RefSeq and is a predicted model, not a curated record.